GCUACCCUGCUGAGCUAGGGCCGGUCCGGCAGCUAGCCCGCCGCCCGCGCCCCGCUGCAGUCCCGCGCCCGCCCCGCGCCCGCCAUGUCCGAGAUCUUGCCCUACAGCGAGGACAAGAUGGGCCGCUUCGGCGCAGACCCCGAGGGCUCCGAUCUCUCCUUCAGCUGCCGCCUGCAGGACACCAACUCCUUCUUCGCAGGCAACCAGGCCAAGCGACCCCCUAAGCUGGGCCAGAUUGGCCGAGCCAAGCGAGUGGUGAUCGAGGAUGACCGGAUAGACGACGUGCUGAAGGGGAUGGGGGAGAAGCCGCCGUCCGGAGUGUAGACACGCCGGCUCGGGCGGCGGGCUCCGGGCCCAGCCUCGCAGCGGCCAG
This is a messenger RNA of Otolemur garnettii (small-eared galago), 373 nucleotides long. It is a transcript of the gene CAMK2N2, whose product is annotated as calcium/calmodulin dependent protein kinase II inhibitor 2. The coding region runs from base 85 to 324 and encodes 79 amino acids. Gene Ontology annotation, molecular function: protein kinase binding; calcium-dependent protein kinase inhibitor activity. The record is from RefSeq and is a predicted model, not a curated record. Gene Ontology annotation, biological process: negative regulation of protein kinase activity. Lineage: Eukaryota; Metazoa; Chordata; Mammalia; Primates; Galagidae. The transcript has 2 exons.